AUGACAACAACAACUCCACCGGCUACUACAGCCAGUACAGCAGAGUCUACAAUUACACCAAUACCCUUGACUACCGUCUUCACUCCCCCGGCAUCCUGCUCAUCGCAUUGGACCUACGAGCCGUCAGGUUACAACCUGGUCGGAGAUGGUCUUCUGCUUCAAAAUGCCAUUGCAAACGACCCCUCCUGUUUUCCAUCUGGGUUUAGUCAUGUCGGCAGAGCCCAGGGGACACAGGUUUUCAGCCCUGGCUACUGUCCAGGGGGCUAUACUUCAGCUAAUGUCGCCAUUGAUGGACCUACAACUACGGCCAUCUGCUGUAUCUCAAACUUCUCCUACUAUACCUCUAUUAUGAUGUACAAGGAUCUGGAUUCAGCCACAUACGCCGGAUGCAUCAGCAGCCUCUCCUCAUCAAGUAAAACGAUCGUUUCUGCCCGCGGCACUGGAACAGAUGAAGGCACUCAGGUCACUGGACCCAUUACCAUGUGGGCACAACCUAUCACAGUCCAACUUCAAUCAACAGACUCGAGUUUGUACGUCACAUCAACCGCCACCUCUUCCCCUGCCGCCUCAGUCACAGCCUCCUCUGCCACAUCUACAUCAACUUCCACGACGACCCCCGAGCCUCCAUCUCAGUCACAAUCUCCAUCAAGUGGGCUAUCCGCCGGCGCGAAAACCGGAAUCGGGGUCGGGGUGGGCGUUGCUGGAGCUGCUGUCUUUAUUCUGCUCGCCAUAUGGCUCUUACAACGACGAAAGAAUAAACGAAAAGUUCAACCCAUGCCGAAUGCUCAUCUAGGGCAAGAUUGGGCACCUUAUGGGACCAAAUUGGGGGAGCCAUUAUCACCGGCUGAGUUGGAAGUAUAUGGUGCUCGAAAAGACCUCCCUGCCCCUAUACAUGAACUGGGCGGUUAA
This is a messenger RNA of Aspergillus wentii DTO 134E9, 909 nucleotides long. RefSeq lists its product as uncharacterized. Bases 1 to 909 code for a protein of 302 amino acids. The transcript has 2 exons. Lineage: Eukaryota; Fungi; Ascomycota; Eurotiomycetes; Eurotiales; Aspergillaceae. The record is from RefSeq and is a predicted model, not a curated record.